AUGCAGCCUCUGCUUGUAUCGGCUGGCUACGAUCAGACGGUACGAUUUUGGGAUCUUUCAAAUGGUUGUAAUGUUGAAACAUUUGUUCAUGCAGAUUCACAAAUAAAUUCCAUGGCAAUUUCACCGAGUGGUCAUCAUUUAGCUGUUGGUGGUUAUCAUCAUAUACGACUCUAUGAUAUACGUACAUUUCCACCACCGAUCGCGAGUAAUUGUGAAACGGUUCCGAAGAAUGUAACAGUCACUGCUUUCGAUGAAACAGGUCAAUUUUUAUUCACGGGUGGUGAAGAUUUUCGAGUGAAAGUUUGGGAUCAUCGAAAUAAUAUGCAAUGCAAAUUCAUUUUUCAAGUAAAUGCAGCAGUCACUUCGCUAACGCUUCAUCCAAGUCAGCUGAUUAUGUUUGUUGCUGACGUAUCCGGAUUUCUCUACGUUUGGGAUAUGCGAAAAGUGAGUGAAGUGUUGACGGGAAUUGAUCUGGAAUUGGGGGAAUAUUUGACGCAUAUUGAGAUAAAUGGCGAAACAUUUAUUGGUGUAACGAAUAAAGGCAAGCUUGUACUUUGUUCUGUGAAUAACAUCCAUAUUGAACCAAUUGAAAAGACAGUGGUUGUAUCCCUAAUAAAAAUCAAUUUACUUAACAAAAAGUCUAUUUAUCCAAGAUAUGGCCUUAAAUGUCAUUUUAAAAAAGGAGACGGAAGAUAUUUUGCAACAACGAGCGACAAUGGUAUAGUAUAUCACUGGGACUCGCAAAAUUUGGCUCAGCCUGUUUCCAUCCUUGACAUUGCUUCCGAAGUCGCAAAAACAGCGCCAACAACUGGAAAGAUGGAAGCGAUAUGGACUUGGGAUUGUGCAUAUAUAGGAGGUAAUCAGUUAAUUACGGCGUCUGGAACUCAACUAAGGUUGUGGGAUCUUGAUACGCAAAAGGUUCUGCGCAAUUACCGAGGUCAUAGUAAAACGAUAACAGCGAUGGCUUUUAAGACAUUUUAA
This is a messenger RNA of Dracunculus medinensis (Guinea worm), 981 nucleotides long. The record is from the annotation of a GenBank genome assembly. NCBI's taxonomy places the organism in Eukaryota, Metazoa, Nematoda, Chromadorea, Rhabditida, Dracunculidae.